GGGCGGGGCGGCGCGGGCGGGAGAGGCGGCGGGCGGCAGCCGGGGGGCCCCGCGCCAUGAGCAUCGAGACGCUGCUGGAGGCGGCCCGCUUCCUCGAGUGGCAGGCGCAGCAGCAGCAGCAGAGCGCACGUGAAGAAGAUGAGAAGCACGAGAAGCUCCGCCUGGAGCGUGAGCAGGAGCAGCGCAAGGCCAGUGUGCCGCGGGCCAACCAUGCCGUCCCUCCGGAGGAGCCACGGGCUGAGCUGCUGGUGCCCAUCUCGCCGCCCGCCCCGGCCCCUCAGCCACCCCCGCCGCUGGCGGCCCCCAUCUCCGUCAUCCCCAUCCCGGUGGUUACCAGCCCUCCGCAGCCCACCGCCCAGGCCGCCCUGUCCCCUCCGCUGGCUCAGCGCCACCCGCCCCUCGUGAGCACUCCCGGCAUCGCCAAGGAGCCGUCCUCUGUGGCCCCGGUCAUCCAGCGGCCGCCGGGUGCGCUGCUGCCGGACGGGAAGGCGGGCACGCCGCCAGCGGGCAGCCCGAAGCAGCUGCAGCACUACACGGCGCCCGUCCUGGCCAUCUCGCAGCACCACGUUGUCCCGCAGCCCAUCCAGCCCCAGCCCGUGCCGCACCCGGCACCGCCGCUCGGUGCCCUGAAGCUGGCGCCGGCAGAGGACGUGAAACCCAGCGAGCAGAAGAAGAGGCCGGGAGGGGUUGGGACCAGGGAAGUACAUAAUAAAUUGGAGAAAAACAGACGUGCACAUUUGAAAGAAUGCUUUGAGACAUUAAAACGCAACAUCCCCAACGUAGACGACAAGAAGACCUCAAACCUCAGCGUCCUAAGGAGUGCCUUGCGAUACAUCCAGACUUUAAAGAGAAAGGAAAAAGAAUAUGAGCAUGAGAUGGAGCGGCUGGCGAGGGAAAAGAUCGCUACCCAGCAGCGGCUGGCAGAACUGAAGAACGAGCUGAGCCAAUGGAUGGACAUCAUGGAGAUCGACAGAAUUGUUCGACAGACAGUUCAGCCAGAGGAUGACCAGGCAUCUACCUCCACAGCGUCAGAGGGUGAAGACAACAUGGAUGAAGACAUGGAAGAUGACAGGCCUGUAAACUCAUUACCAAAACUAGCCCAGCGCCAGCACCCAGAGCUCCUGAAAGCCGUCCCUUCAAACACUGCUUCCCAUCACCUGGCGGUUUUGCCUCAGCACCUGUCUAUCCAGCAGAAACAACCCCCAGCCCACGCACAGCCUUCCAUCCAGACACAAGCACUGGUUCAGCCGCAGGCGAUUGUCCCAGCACAGACUCACAUCGUGGCGGCUUCGACAGUGCAAUCGACUGUUAUUGCCCACACGGCCACUACCCACGCUUCGGUCAUUCAGACUGUCAACCACGUCAUUCAGGGUCCACAGACCAAGCACAUUGCUCACAUUGCACCUUCCACGUCCAGCCCUGUGCAACUUACCACUGCUGCUCAGCCUAUCGGCCACAUCACUGUGCACCCAGCCACCAUCAACCACAUGGCCCACCUCGGUCAGCAGCUGCCCAUCUACCCUCAGCCCAUGGCCGUCAGCCAGCCCGUGGUGAGCCACAUCGCUCACACGAUCUCUCACCAGCAAGUGAAUGGAACCACAAGUCUUGGCCAGCAAGCGGUGAUGGCCAAACCGGCCGUAGGAACCCAAGUUGUCCAUCACCCGCAGUUAGUUGGACAGACAGUCCUAAACCCAGUAACUAUGGUAACCAUGCCAUCAUUCCCAGUGAGCACACUGAAGCUGGCCUAG
Molecule: messenger RNA, 1748 nt
Organism: Coturnix japonica (Japanese quail)
Lineage: Eukaryota; Metazoa; Chordata; Aves; Galliformes; Phasianidae
Gene: MNT
Product: MAX network transcriptional repressor
Biological process (GO): regulation of transcription by RNA polymerase II
Molecular function (GO): DNA-binding transcription factor activity, RNA polymerase II-specific; protein dimerization activity; RNA polymerase II cis-regulatory region sequence-specific DNA binding
Source: RefSeq, a predicted model, not a curated record